Messenger RNA from Callithrix jacchus (white-tufted-ear marmoset), 1693 nucleotides. Lineage: Eukaryota; Metazoa; Chordata; Mammalia; Primates; Cebidae. The record is from RefSeq and is a predicted model, not a curated record.
GGCAUCAAAAUGGCAACACUAAACCAUCCAAGAUCUCCGGAGAAAAACUCCCCAGUGGAGCAGAAGGUCCCAUUCUUCGCUGUUAUCAAACGUGUUGUUUGAGAACGCCCCAGGCUGCCUUCUAACGCCCUUUCUUCCCCCGCUCCCCCCUUACGUGGACGCCAUGACAACUGUCACGUGGGCCUGCAAACAAGCCGUCUCCAGGCUGCACAGGCCCCAGCUACUCCUCUCUGGAAGGAGCAAGAGGGUUUUGUUGCUGAGAUGCACAGAGCCCCCCAGCUGACCUUUCCCUGUGCCAGUGAGUACUCGUGGCGUGCAUGGGAGAAGGCCUACGAGGACCACAGGAGGAAGGUCCAGAGCGCCCAGCCGCUGGUGGAUACCUGCGCCCCGCUGACGUUCCGCCACCUUCAGCUGAAACUCAAGAGGCUGAAGCUGGAGGAGGAACGGCUCUCCAUCAUCCAGAGGGACAACCUCCUGCUUCUGGAGAAGGUGGCCUCUGUCAUGAGGACCAGGAGACAGGCUGGCAGCAAAAACAACUCCACACACAGGAGUCUACACAGGGGGAAGAGAGAACAGGAACUUCGUAGAGUGCAGAAGAAAACAGGGCCGUUCGGGAAGGAAUCACACACUGAGAACCGUGGUGUGGAGCUCAAAGGUGGUGGGAAGACUGGGGCAGAGCUGAGAGGUUUGGGGCGCUGGUGCGGAAUCUCCCCGGAGGCAGAUGCACCAAGCAAAAAGGUACCUGCACCUUCCUUUUCGCCUAAAAUCCACAGCUAUUUGAAAUUUCCCAUUUUACUUCAUCAGAUUCAUCAAAAUUAUGUAUUCUCUGAUUCUUUGCUGUAUUUGAGCAUUUUGUUCAGUUGUCAGCAAGGAUCUGUCCAGUGGUCACACCCUCUAACAGGAGAUGCAGAACAGCCACCCAGCCGACGAACUACCCGCCACGCAUUUGCCCACAAAACUAAGGCAAUUAAAAUAAGGUCAGCUGAUUGACUGCAGAUUGUGAGAGAAAGAUCCGGUGAAAAUAACUUUGCCACAUAAUAUGAAUAAAACAUCAUUAAAAUCAUGUUGACCAGGCACAGUGGCUCAUGCCUAUAACCCCAGGACUUCGGGAGGCCGAGAUAGGAAGAUCACUUGAGCUGAGUUUGCGACCAGCCUGGGAAACAGUGAGCCACUGUCUCUAUUAAAAAAAGAAAAAGAGGCCAGGCGCGGUGGCUCACUCCUGUAAUCCCAGCACUUUGGGAGGCCGAGGCGGGUGGAUCACGAGGCCAGGAGUUCGAGACCAGCCUGGCCAAGAUGGUGAAGCCCCGUUUCUACUAAAAACACAAAAAAAAUUAGUCAAGCGUGGCACACGCCUGUAAUGCCAGCUACUUGGGAGGCUGAGGCAGGAGAAUUGCUUGAACCUGGGAGGCAGAGGUUGCAGUGAGCUGAGAUCACACCACUACACUCCAGCCUGGGUGACAGAGAGAGACUCUGUCUCAAAAAAAUAAGUAAUUAAUUAAUUAAUUAUUUAAUUUUAAUUUUAAUUUAGAAAAGAGAAAAAGGAAAAAAAAAAUCAUGUCAUGAUCUUGAAUUAAAUUGCUGUCCCACAGUCCAGAAUGGAAAGAAUUAAAAAUCUGAGUUUGUCCCACAAUUUAAACUCUAAACUCUUUUCAUUUUAUUCACAUUGGCAGAAUUAUAAUUGCAAAGGCAGAAC